Messenger RNA from Sorghum bicolor (sorghum), 1662 nucleotides. Its product is annotated as GDSL esterase/lipase At5g55050. Gene Ontology annotation, molecular function: hydrolase activity, acting on ester bonds. The transcript is spliced from 3 exons. The record is from RefSeq and is a predicted model, not a curated record. NCBI's taxonomy places the organism in Eukaryota, Viridiplantae, Streptophyta, Magnoliopsida, Poales, Poaceae. The coding region runs from base 310 to 1455 and encodes 381 amino acids.
GCCUGCUCCCGCGCGCGCCAUGGCCAAGCCGUCUUCUCCACACGCCACACAACUGAUACACACGCAUGACAACUACGUACGUCCACCGCUGUGCCCUCCCCAAUUCUCCCGGUACACACCUAGCUAGCUCACUUGCUAGUCUUGCUUCAGUUCCUGGCCACACAGCUCUCGAUCUAGCUAGCUAUAAAUAUGCCUCCCCUCGAGCUCACAAUGCACCUUCAUCACCGAUCGUGUGCUUCAGCUACUAGCCUACUAGCUACAUACUGCUAAUUAAGCGUUGACGACGUACGUACAUAUAUAGUACGUGCAAUGGGUGCUGCUACUGUCACAAAGUCCUCUCCUGCUGUUUGCUCCAUGGCUGUUGCCGCCGUUGCCUUCAUGGCGGCGGCGGCGGCGGUGGCUUCGCUCAUCGCGGUGCCGGCUGCAGCGGCGGCGUCGCCGGUGCCGGCGAUCUACGUGUUGGGGGACUCCCUGGCGGACGUCGGGAACAACAACCACCUGGUGACGCUGCUCAAGGCGGACUUCCCGCACAACGGCAUCGACUACCCGGGGAAGAAGGCCACCGGACGCUUCAGCAACGGCAAGAACUCCGUCGACUUCCUCGCUGAAAACCUGGGGCUGGCGACCUCGCCGCCGUACCUGGCCUUGUCGUCGAGCAGCAACCCCAACUACGCCAACGGCGUCAACUUCGCUUCCGGUGGCGCAGGAGUCUCCAACGCCACAAACAAGGACCAAUGCAUCAGCUUCGACCAGCAGAUCGACUACUUGGCGUCGGUGCACGCGUCGCUGGUGCAGAGCCUGGGGCAGGCGCAGGCCACGGCUCACCUGGCCAAGUCCCUCUUCGCCAUCACCAUCGGCAGCAACGACAUCAUCCACUACGCCAAAGCCAACUCCGCCGCCAAGCUGACCGCCACCGCCGGCGCCGCCGACCCGUCGCAGCAGUUCGUGGACGAGCUGAUCCAGACGCUCACGGGGCAGCUGCAGCGGCUCUACGGCCUGGGCGCGCGCAAGGUGCUGUUCCUGGGCACGGGGCCCGUGGGGUGCACCCCGUCGCUGCGGGAGCUCAGCCCCGCCAAGGACUGCAGCGCCCUGGCCAACGGCAUCUCCGUGCGCUACAACGCCGCCGCGGCGACCCUCCUCGGCGGCAUGGCCGCGCGCUACGCCGACAUGCACUACGCGCUCUUCGACUCCUCCGCCGCGCUGCUCCGGUACAUCGACCAGCCGGCGGCGUACGGGUUCACCGAGGCCAAGGCGGCGUGCUGCGGGCUCGGCGACAUGAACGCCAAGAUCGGGUGCACUCCGCUGAGCUUCUACUGCGACAACAGGACCAGCCACGUCUUCUGGGACUUCUACCACCCCACGGAGACCACCGCCAGGAAGCUCACCAGCACGGCGUUCGACGGGUCGGCGCCGCUCAUCUUCCCCAUGAACAUAAGGCAGCUCAGCGCCAUAUAGAUAUAUAUAUAGGCGGCCAUACCUAGAAUCAGAGUAGUCCUUGUAUAUGUUGUGCAUCAUAUAUACCGUGGCCUUGGACGUCAUAGAAAAAGAACUCAAAGGAUAUAGCAAACCUCAUAGAGGCUUGCAUUGGCAAUAUGCAUGUAUUAUCUCCAAAGAAUGUAAUUCUAGAUUCAAAGUAUAUACCAAUUAUCAAAUCUCAUAGAA